CCACGUCGCUGGCAGCAGCGAGAAAACAGCGCAGUGCACGGAGAACGCAGAGCCACCAUCGGACUGCGAUUGGCGAACGAUUCCGACCGCCACGACCACCGCGAAGACAGGUUUGUUCGUAAUUUGCGUUCUGGUCCCUUUCUCCCGAUUUCGUAACCUAAAUUCCUGAUUUUCGUAACCUAAAUUUCUGAUUUUGUGAUUUCCGACCACUACGACCCAUUCUGUGAAUCGUAAUUGCUGUAGCUGCUGCCGUUAAUCGCUGUUCAUUCUUAAAUUUUCCUCCAAUUUCAAUUUCGUAGCUUUGGAGGAUAUGCUAUCCUCGGCCACUGCACUUUUUUCUAUUGUAUUAAUACUGAGUAAUGUAAAUGAAAUUUUUGGUUGUUCCAUUGCUAGACAUUCAGGGGUUUAAAGCAACAAUCAUAUUGAUGAUGUCCGUUGAACUUGGAAGGAGGGCAUUUAGAAAGAUAGGGAACCUAAUCUGAUAGAAGGGAAAGCUUUUAUUCUUGUUGAAUGUAAUGUAUAGAUCUUGCAUAUAGUCCAUGUACAUAGCUUUUUAUGACCCAUUAUAUGUGCUCUCCAUAUAAAAUAAAACUCUGCUGCUAGUCUUCUGAACCUGCCUGAACUGAAUCAGUUAUGUUAUUAUAUAUUGCAGGGUUAUCUGUUGUGAUAAUUUUCUUGUUUAAUAGAUAAUUGUUGUUGUAUUCUUCAAUUGAAGUUUUUGCAGGAGGAAAGUUCCUGUAGAUAUACAUGAGCAGCGAUUCUACAUGUGUUUUUUUUUUUUACUGUUAUUAUUUUUACUUGCAAAUCAUGUCGAUGACCCACUCUGUUUGCAUAUAGUUUGAAUCCAAGAUAUAAAAAUGAUAAAGACAAUUGCUUAGUUUAAAAAUUUAGUUACUUAAAAAAUAAUAAAAAUUAGUGCAGAUAAAAACCAAUAAUCCCCUCUAUUAAUGCUAGUAUAAACACAUGGAUUAGGAGCAUGUACAUCCGCUUCUUACCGUAGUUUUUCCCAGUUUUUGAGUCGUUGCUUUUCCUCUUAAACCCUAAUCCAUAGGGUUUCGAUUCGAAACGACGACAAAAUUUCUGCGAAGUCAGCCAGACGAAUAGCUUCUACCUUUGAUUCCUGUCUGCAACACCGAUAUAAAAAUGCCAAAAGUAAAGACAAAUCGUGUUAAAUACCCAGAGGGUUGGGAGUUAAUUGAGCCUACACUCCGGGAACUUCAAGCAAAGAUGAGGGAAGCUGAGAAUGAUCCACAUGAUGGUAAAAGGAAAUGUGAGACACUGUGGCCAAUAUUUAAGAUUGCACACCAGAAGAGCCGCUACAUAUUUGACCUCUACCAUCGGAGGAAAGAAAUUUCUAAAGAACUGUAUGAAUUCUGUCUUGAUCAAGGAUAUGCUGACCGCAAUCUAAUUGCUAAGUGGAAGAAGCCUGGUUAUGAACGUCUAUGCUGCCUGAGGUGCAUGCAGCCACGCGAUCACAAUUUUGCCACCACUUGUGUUUGCAGAGUUCCGAAGCAACUUAGGGAGGAGAAGGUGAUUGAGUGUGUUCAUUGUGGAUGCAAGGGUUGUGCAAGUGGAGACUGAUUGGACAACAAUUCUUGUAUUGGUGUAAGUGGAGGGUUUCUUAGUACUAAUUUCGUCAAGCCUUUCUUUAUUUUCUGUUGUCCGAAACUCAGAUGGGACACAAUUUCUCCAUUUGUAUUGUUGUCUACUACAUGAGUGUUGUGUAUUAGGUAUAUUAUUUAUAUGUCUAGUUCAGAAUCUGACUUAGUUUUGUGCCUCU
Vigna unguiculata (cowpea) is the source of this 1780-nucleotide messenger RNA. Its product is annotated as protein BUD31 homolog 2. Lineage: Eukaryota; Viridiplantae; Streptophyta; Magnoliopsida; Fabales; Fabaceae. Gene Ontology annotation, biological process: mRNA splicing, via spliceosome. Gene Ontology annotation, cellular component: spliceosomal complex; nucleus. The record is from RefSeq and is a predicted model, not a curated record.